Molecule: messenger RNA, 709 nt
Organism: Chiloscyllium plagiosum (whitespotted bambooshark)
Lineage: Eukaryota; Metazoa; Chordata; Chondrichthyes; Orectolobiformes; Hemiscylliidae
Source: RefSeq, a predicted model, not a curated record
AAUGUUUACGGGGGAGUAUGGGGAUAAAUCCGUGCAAUAGAGAAACCAUGGUGCAAUCAUAUACAGUGGGCAGUGGAGUCCUAAUAGAUAGAGGGACUAUCAGGAGAGAGAGCGCGGGGGGGAAUCAUAAUGUAGAAUGGGAAGGGGUGAUAUUUAUAAUAGUCCCCUAUUUCCCCUCCCCCUCCCGAUCCCUAUUUCCCCAUUUCCCCCUCCCUGCCCUCCUAUGUCACCCUGCCUCCAUUUCUCUCUCGCACCUGCCCCUCUCUCUCUCUCUCUCCUCUCUCUGCUCCAGGUGUGGAUUCCGAGGCUCCAGGUCGUUCAGCAGUUCCGGUUAUCCUGCAGUGCCACUGUCUGCCCCACUCCCCAAUCUCCCGAUACCCAUCUUCGCCACAGUCAGUGGCCAACACAAGUACGAGACCCGGAUCACAGUGCUGGAGAAUGGCCUGCGAGUCGCCUCACAGGACAAAUUUGGACAAUUCUGCACAGUCGGAGUUUUAGCAAACGCAGGAUCGAGACAUGAGGCAAAAUAUCCAAGCGGAAUCUCCCACUUUAUAGAAAAACUGGCGUUUUCAUCCACUGCACAGUUUGGCUCGAAAGAUGAGAUCCUGCACACACUGGAGAAACAUGGGGGGAUCUGCGAUUGCCAGUCAUCAAGGUCAGUGUCAUGCAGAAUGAUACCUGUGCUUUGGAACCUUGUCAGUGAGUAAUU